Molecule: messenger RNA, 3140 nt
Organism: Rhopalosiphum maidis (corn leaf aphid)
Lineage: Eukaryota; Metazoa; Arthropoda; Insecta; Hemiptera; Aphididae
Product: muscle segmentation homeobox-like
Exons: 3
Coding region: 428-1993 (521 amino acids)
Biological process (GO): regulation of transcription by RNA polymerase II; embryonic morphogenesis
Cellular component (GO): nucleus
Molecular function (GO): RNA polymerase II transcription regulatory region sequence-specific DNA binding; DNA-binding transcription factor activity, RNA polymerase II-specific
Source: RefSeq, a predicted model, not a curated record
GACGACACCGCUACUGUCCGUGCUCCGCCGCGCAUACGUGAUGAUAGCAAUAUUAUUGUUGCAAUAAAAAUAUAUAUUAUUGUCGUUCGCCGAUCGCAGUGUGCCUAUCACCGUGAAUAACAUUAACACCGGUGCCGUAAUCGAUCGCGUGUGCGCCUUAACGCGUUGAAUAUAAUAAUCGAACAUUUUUUUAUUAUUUUUUAAUUUCCCGCGCCUUCCGAUAUUUAAUAUUUUUUUCCUUAUCGUCUCAUUCUUCGAUAGAAAGAAAUAUUUUAACAUUGUACACGAACGUCGUUUAUCGUCGUAUACACGCAAAUCAAUAUCGCAAUUAUUCGUUUUAUGAAUUCGCGCGCGUCGUCCGCUGCGGUCUGCCGGUGGUAAGCCGCGCGCGUUGAAUGCGCUUUGCAAACGGUUCGUGCGGACACACAUGCUAGAACCGACCGGAGCAGCAAAUAUGACAGUGUUAGCGCUCAACCAUCUGUUGCCGCCGCCGCCAACGCCGUCCGUCAACAACGGUGGCCCGCAACAGCAACAGCAACAGCAACAGCAGCAGCAGCAACAGCAACGCGCGGCCGCCGCAGCCGAGAGCAACGGCGCCGACGACGUGCAGCAGAACGGCAAGUCGUCGCGCAUGAUGACGGUCGCGGCCGCGGCCACCAACAUGACGACAGCCAUGAUGAUGGGCGGCGUACCGCCGACCAGCGUCGGCCACCACCAUCACCACCAUCACCACCACAGCCACCACAACCAGUUGCACAACAACAACAACAACAACAACGACGACACGGCCAGCAGCCCGCGAUCGUCCGUCGUCGCGGCCGCCCGGCCGUCCGGUCACAUCAAGUUCAGCGUGGCCGCUCUGUUGGCCGACACCAGGCCCGUACGGUCGCCGACGCCCGGUUCCGUGUACGACGACGACAUGGACACGCCCGACGACGACGAGGACGACCGGAACAGCGUGGACGUGGAGACGACCGACGGCGGCAUCCCGGCCGGCCGGCGGUGUUCGUCCGGCACGCCGGACCGCGGCCGCUCGCCGAUGCCGCUUCACUCGUCAUCGCCACCGCUGUCGCAUCAUCAGCACCACGGCGGCCACCCGUUCCAGCAACCCGGCGGCUCCAUGGCCGCCCGCGCCGCGUUCAUCAUGUCCGGCGGCAACGCGUCCGUUCCCGGCGGUGGACACCAUCACCAUCCCGUCGCGCCUGUCCGACCGACGCCGUUCACGGCGUUCGCCGCCGCCGCAGCAGCCGCUUACUCGGCCGCCGGCAUGCAGCAUCCCGCCGCCCCCGGAGCCUGGCACUCGCAUUACCCCGGCACGUUCGCUGGCUUCGGUUCCACCGGUCUCAACUCAGGAUCGCCUGAUUCUAACAACGGCGAACCGCCCAAACUCAAGUGCAACCUGCGGAAGCACAAACCCAACAGGAAACCCCGAACGCCGUUUACUACGCAACAGUUGUUGAACCUGGAGAAAAAGUUCCGGGAAAAGCAGUACCUGAGCAUCGCCGAACGGGCCGAGUUUUCCAAUUCGCUGCACCUGACUGAAACACAGGUGAAAAUAUGGUUCCAAAACCGGAGAGCCAAAGCCAAGCGGCUGCAAGAAGCCGAGAUCGAAAAGUUGAAGAUGGCCGCUGUGGCCGCGGCCAGGCCGCAUCACCCUCUGUACGGCAACCCUCACCUGCCGCACUACUUCCAACACCCAUCCGAGCUGUUCGGUCACCCGCACCAACUGCAAUCGCUCCUGUCGCACCGGCCAACCAUGGCGCACCUCAUCGCCCAAGGCCUGCAGCAGCAGCAACAGCAGCAACAGCAGCAGCAGCAGCAACAGCAACAGGGCCCGCCGCCGACGCACCAGCCGGCCGGCGGACAGGUGCAGCAAACCCAUACGCCGCCCGCGCGCUCGUCGAUGUCGCCCGGCGGCAGGCGGUCCGCCACCCCCAUGUCGCCCACCCCGUCGAUGGGCGGCGGGGGCCCAGGGUCCACCACGAGCGUCUAGUGUGGUGCGGCCGCGGUAAUCGCGCGCAGCACGGCAAAACGGUAUUUAAAGACUAUACGCGCCGCGUAUCUAUAUAUCUCGUUCUAUUUUAUUAUUAUAUACACACGAUGUAAUAUUGUAAUAUGUUAUUAUAUGUAUGAAAUGAUAUUCUCUUACACAAUAAUUAUUAUUAAUGUGUACUACUACUACUACACUACUACUACUACUACUACUACUACUACACUACUACUACUACUAUUACUACUACUAUCGUUGUACAUGGAAACUAGUCACCCGCAAAAUAGGAAAUAAAAAACGAACCGUCGUCGCGGAGGACGGAAGAAUAUUUGAUAUUUGCCAUAACCAAUAACUGCAGCCACCACCGCACACCGUAUAUAUCGUCAUCGGUAUACUACUAUAUCACUGUCAUCGAAUCUCGCGAUAUAAAUUAUAUAAUAUCAUAUAAUAAUAAUUACGAUGAUGUAUAAUAUUAUUUUUUACUGUAAAUUAAUAUUGUCUUAACGAGUUCCUCUAUAUAUGCAUACACGCAACAUAUAACGCCAUCCAUACCCCCACUCCCCCGCUGUAGGUAUACAUAUAUAUAUAUAUAUAUACACACGCGAAAAUCCCACUGGCCGCGGCGAGCUUAUGCAUUACGUACCGCCGCCAUGUGCCGAGAGAUCGUUUUAUUUUAUUUUUCGACUUACAUUAUGUUUAAACGUAGGCAUACCUUUAAUAUUAUCAUUAUUAUUUGUGUUGUUUAUUGUGAUAAGACUUUUUUUUUUGCUAUCUCGUCGGGUACAUUGCAAUAUAUAUGUAUAUUUAUAUAUAUAUUUUGUCCGACGGGAAACGUGCAUUACACGCAUACGAUUCAUUUUGUUUGUUUGUUGUAUACAAUUCUUAUAUUUCUCGCGUGAUAUAACGCGAAUAUAUAAAUAUAUAUAUAUAUAAAUUUAAUAAAUGGUAUUGCAAAUCGCGCGUACAUUUAUAUUCAUGUAUGUAAAUAAAGCCGUUUGUAAACUAUACAUAAUUACAACACGUAUAUCUAUAUAAUAUAUAUAUGACAGUAGACUAAUUUUUAAGAUAGGGUAAAACUGUGUACAAGUGCCAAUCCUAUUAUAUAUAUAUAUAUAUAUAUUAUAUAUCCCUAUAUGAAUGUUUUUUUUUU